Messenger RNA from Dentiscutata erythropus, 2078 nucleotides. The record is from the annotation of a GenBank genome assembly. NCBI's taxonomy places the organism in Eukaryota, Fungi, Glomeromycota, Glomeromycetes, Diversisporales, Gigasporaceae.
CCAAUGGUCGAAACUUGACUCUUAUUAAACUUCCAGAUUUUCAAAAACUGGUUCGUGCUGGGUUACCAAACAAACUGCGCGGAGAAAUGUGGGAAUUAUGUUCUGGUGCAAUGUAUUUGAGAUUCAUAAAUGAUGGUUUAUAUGAUAAACUUCAUAAAGAUUAUUCGGGUAAAUCUUCUCUCUCCACAGAAGAAAUUGAAAAAGAUUUGAACAGGUCACUUCCCGAAUAUCCUGCAUACCAGAAACCUGAAGGUAUCAAUAAGUUAAGACGUGUAUUGACUGCUUAUUCUUGGAAGGAUCCUGAAUUAGGAUAUUGUCAGGCAAUGAAUAUUGUCGUAUCAGCUCUAUUGAUAUAUAUGAAUGAGGAACAAGCAUUUUGGAUUCUGAGUGUAUUAUGUGAUAGAAUGCUACCUGGAUAUUACAGCACUUCUAUGUAUGGCGCGAUUCUUGACCAAAUGAUAUUCGAUCAUUAUGUUCAAAUGAAGAUGCCAUCGCUCUAUAGUCAUUUUCAAAACGUAGAUGUUCAGUUAACAGUUGCUUGCUUUCCAUGGUUUUUAAGUCUUUACAUAAAUUCGAUGCCUCUCACUUACGCCUUUCGAGUGCUUGAUUGUUUCUUCAUGGAAGGUCCCAAGGUGAAUAAAAAAGAACUAUUAGGAAUUACUGAUGAUGGGGCGUUUAUUAAUGUGCUGAAAAAUUACUUUUCAACAUUGGACAAACCUGCACAUCCAGACAAUAAAAAUCCAAAAAUGAGAGAGAUAACUAAAUUUAACGAGCUAAUGGUUGUCGCUUUUAAAGAAUUUGAGAGUGUUACAACUGAAAGUUUAAUCGAACUUCGAAAAACUCAUCAACUCAAAGUAGUCCAUAACAUUGAGAGUUUUACAAAAAGGAGCAUAAUACGAAAUCUUCAAAAUACUUUAAAAUUUUCUAAAGAAGACAUCUCCAUUAUUUAUGACAAAUUUUCUACAGCACAAUUUUAUGGAAAACAAAAAAAUGAUUCACGGAAUGAUUCACGAAUGAAUCUAAGUACAUUUUAUAGUUUUUUAGGAAGUAUUGCUGAUUGGGCAAAAUUGGAUGACAAUGAUUUAUUUAGUAAUAAUGAUACUGUGCUCAGGGAUAGUCAAGGACAUAGACUCGUCGGUUAUAAAAUUAUCAAUAAGCUAUUUGAAUAUUUUGAUAGAUCAUCAUCCGGUGGAAUAUCACUUCAAGAUGUUGUUUUAGGACUUGGUGAAAUUAAAUUUGGAGAUAUAUUAUCACGAAUAGAAUUAUUUUUUAAUUUACAUGAUACGAAUAAAGAUGGAUUCCUAUCGAGAGAGGAAAUUUUACAGAUGUCAGAAAGCUUUUUAUUCAUAUUCCGAUUUCGAAAAGACGAUGAAAAUCUUGGGUCGGUUUCAAACUUCACCAAGAUUGCAUUUAUAAGAUCUUAUUCUUCUGAAAAAUCAUUAGAUUCAAAUAAUAGCGAUACUUCAUCCACAGAGGACGAUGAUGAUACUGUAUUGGCACUUCCGUUAUUCCGUGAGGUGGUUUUGUCGGAUGAAUAUUUAGAAAAUUUUUUCGAUACCGGUUUCGCAGCAACAUUCCAGUUAGUUGAGCCUGUUGAAGAACGACAAAAAGGAUUAGGACGUGAAAUAUUUAAUUCACUAAUGUCAGAUGGAAUGAAAUUUGCAAGUCUUUUUGGUAAAAGACCGUCGACUGAUCGUCGCAAAUCGUAUAACGUAUCACAAUCUUUAAGCCCAAUGGGAUCAUCUUUGGACGUAAGAACAACAAGUUCUAGACGAAAUAGCGAUCUAUGGUCUAGACGAAGAUCGCCUUCUCAAGAAAGUACGGGAUUAGUUGUUGUUACGAGAAGCUCCUCGCCGGAUUCUUUUAUAUCAGUAGAGUCUGGAAGAUCCACAAGUAGAGUACGUAGAAGCUUGUCACCUGGGUCUUUUAUUUCUGAAGACGAUGACGAUCGCUUUUCUAUACAAGAAGUGGAGAGACUUUUGGAUGAAUUCCAAGAUGAUAGUGAUGCAAAAUCGAUUAACGGUAGUAUUAUGUCAAAUAAUGAACGUGAUUUAAUGGAAGAUAAUACGAAUGGAUAG